Molecule: messenger RNA, 1128 nt
Organism: Dentiscutata heterogama
Lineage: Eukaryota; Fungi; Glomeromycota; Glomeromycetes; Diversisporales; Gigasporaceae
Source: the annotation of a GenBank genome assembly
GGUACCCAACCCGAUUAUAAACUCGCAAGAAAGUGGAAUAAUGAACGGGCAAACAAGCAGAUCCAUUUUCACCAGCCGACAUUCACAAGCGGUGGGACUAACAACGUUAAUAUAAGUGGGAUUACCAACGGUGGAACUUUCGUUGCAAAGAGGGAUCAUGAAGAGAGGAUCAAGAUCAAAAACAUGCCAAACGGACAAAAAUGGCGCUUCAAUUUUGUGACUACAUUCCCCUUUCUCGUUCCUCUUCGAAUAAUUCACACUUUCCCUUCACAUGACUCUUUACAAGUUCAAUCUGGCAGUCUUGAAGACGACAGUGAUUGUUUUGAUGGUUUAUCUGUGAAUGAAAAUUCAUCAGUCGAGGUUCAGCACCUUAUCUCAAAAAUGGCAAAUGUGAACCAUCGUCUUUUUGAAUACAGUAUUGUUAACCUCUCCGAAAAAAAUCUCGUAGACCCAGUAAAUAAUGUCUUUUCAGAUGACGAUAAAAAAAGAAUGAGGAAAUUCUGGGAAGAUAUGGAACCAUCAACUGAAGAAAAGUUGAAUACAGUGCGAAAAUCAAAAUGGGAAAAGAGCAUUAAGCCACUAGUUGACAAGUAUGCAUCUGCCAUUGAAAUUAAGUCCGUUUUUGAUGACGAAAUUCAGACACUAUCAACAGAAGUUAUUUUUGAGAAGCCGUUCGAGGGAAAGUUUGACUUUAGAACACAUUAUGAUCUAUUAUGGGUACAGGACAUUUAUCGACGAUUUGUGUUCUUGUUCGCCUCAUGUUCCAAUAUACUUCGUGAUGUGACUAUGUCAGAGAUAGCCUACAGAGAAUCAUUUGUUAAUCCCAUAAUUCCCAAGGCAUUCGACGAUAUUAAAGACAAGAUUAGGUUUCAAACUGGAGAGAUAGAGAGCACAUUGCGUAAAGAACAUCGAAAUCAGACAAAUGACCAAAAACCUCGGAUAUUGCUUGGUUCAAAUUAUGACGGGAUUCUAAGAAUUUACGUGAACGCAAAUGAAAUAGAGAUUGGAUUUUUAGAAGUUGUAGGGAAUGCGUCGGUUGUGGAUCUUAAAAAAUAUCGCGAAGAUAGGGAGAAAUUAUUAAAGGGUCUGCAAUUACCAAAGAUUUGUGUUUUGAAAUCUAAGCAAUGA